GAUCAAGCUCAUCGUCACUCGACGACGCAGGCACACGGCGAUCAUGGUCACAGCGAUGGCCAGCGGCACUACUCGUGCCAGCGCCGGUUCCCUCCUCGUGCUCCUCUUCGUGGCGCUAGCCGGCGCCGCUGACCUCGCGUCCGGCGCCGCCGGCGGGGCGAGCGCCACCGCCACCAGCGACGACGGCAGCAGCAACAAGAACGACGCGGCGGCGCUUCUGACGCCGAGGCCGCCGUCCCCGGGGGAGCUGAACGGCUUCAUGCAGUGCCUUAUGGGGUGCUUCACGCAGGUGUUCGGCUGCUCGUUCGGGUGCAUGGGCAAGGGCCCAGACCUGCCGCUCUGUAUCAUCAGCUGCGACCAGAAGAGCGUCGUCUGCAUGAUCCGCUGCGGCCUCUCGCCGACGCCGUCGCCGUCGCCGCCCAAGCCCUCGCCGCCAGGGCCCAAGCCGCCGUCGCCCAAGCCACCCAAGCCGCCCACGCCCAAGCCACCGACGCCCACGCCCACGCCCACGCCCACGCCCCCCGGCCCGCCCUACACCCCGCCGUACGCCGUCACCGGACGCAAAACCGCGGCAUCUGCCUAG
Setaria italica (foxtail millet) is the source of this 583-nucleotide messenger RNA. Its product is annotated as WAS/WASL-interacting protein family member 3-like. The coding region runs from base 44 to 583 and encodes 179 amino acids. The transcript has a single exon. The record is from RefSeq and is a predicted model, not a curated record. Lineage: Eukaryota; Viridiplantae; Streptophyta; Magnoliopsida; Poales; Poaceae.